Molecule: messenger RNA, 534 nt
Organism: Fonsecaea nubica
Lineage: Eukaryota; Fungi; Ascomycota; Eurotiomycetes; Chaetothyriales; Herpotrichiellaceae
Exons: 2
Coding region: 1-534 (177 amino acids)
Source: RefSeq, a predicted model, not a curated record
AUGGACAAAUACACUCGCUCCUCAAUUGCCUCCUCUUCAAGGUCUUCUGGCUCAUCGAGGCAGGCACCUGGCCAUGAGACACGGUUCAAUCACUCGCAAAGUCAUGCAACCAAGAAGACGCCGGCUCACGAACCCGAGAUCAUUGUGCUAUCUGACUCGGACGAGGAGUCACCGAGUGAUCAAACUCCCGUUGGAAGCCCUCGAGUUUACCACCGAAAAGCCGUUGAAUAUAGCACAGGAAAUGAUGCCAGAACAGCCACCGCCAUCGCUUUCCUCACAGGUACCGACACCAAUGCCACCGGCACCUAUCCUGGAGUCUCAAACUCUUGCGAACCCAUCAACGACAAGGUCGCCACACACUUCCUCAUCAAUGCCACUCGGGAUGGGGCGGCGGCAUCUACAGACAGUCUCAAAGCCAUACCCUCUGUCCGCAAUGUCAACACAGCCUUCACCACCAACAAGGUCGACACCACAUCCCCUAAGAACUCUCCUACCAAAACCAUCGAGGGAUCCGCGGCUGCCUUCGACUUCUAA